Microcebus murinus (gray mouse lemur) is the source of this 3119-nucleotide messenger RNA. NCBI's taxonomy places the organism in Eukaryota, Metazoa, Chordata, Mammalia, Primates, Cheirogaleidae. The record is from RefSeq and is a predicted model, not a curated record.
GAGGUGGCUUCUCCUGCCCUUCUUAGGGGGUCCUAUCAGCUUUUCCGGUUCAAACUCGCACCAACUCCAGCGAGAGCAUUUAACCCACCUCUUCCACCCAUUUCAGCCUUUCAGCCUUUUGGAAAUCUGAGUCCUCCACAAGCUGAGCCAGGGAAAGGAAUCGUCAUAAAAGACCCCAGCUCCCAAAAUUGCCUAUUCUGGAACUGGAAAUGCAAUUUCAGCCCUAGGGCACCAGAACAAAGAAAGCCAGUUUAAUCCCAGAACACCAUCAAUCCCACAACUAAUGUGCUCAUCCAAGUCCAGGCCAUGGAGGCCAGCACAGGAACCAGGAUGGUUCCAGUCCGUGCCUUCAUGGAACCUCCCACUGCGCCCGGGUCGGAGCCGUCCCAAGUCAGCCCUGCUCGCCCUGCAGCCCAGUGUUGGGCUGGGGUGUCUGCCACUUAUUCUCCCUCAUUUUGGGCUGGGCUGGCUGGGGCCUGUGAUGCAGGGCCAGCCCUUGCAUGAUUCUUACUGCCCAGGAGUAUCACUUAAAGGAGGAUCAUGAGGUCAGCCAUGUUGCAGCAUUCCCCUGACACCAAUCAGAAUUUCAAGAAAAAGAAAUGGAAUAUUUCAAGAAUACACAUGAUGAGGUCUUUAAAAGCCUAAAGUUAUUACAGAUUUUCAAACUAUAAACAGAAAGGUCCCUGAAGCAUUGUACAGGUUUAAAUUUCUAAUAAACUAAAUAUCAAUGUCUAUAACCAUGUAAACAAUAAACACUUGUUUUCUUUGAAGAGGAAAAUGUUCUUGGGACCCCAAAAUGAAAAAAACACAGUAGGUUUUACCCAGCCAGGAUUGGCCCAUUUCUUGCUCUGACCUCAUAAAGAGCCAUUGUUCCCAAAUUCCCUGCACCUAUAUAAGCCCUGGCUGGGCCUGGGGUUUCGGUCCUUGUUGCCCAGGAAGCUGCUUUUGGUGACCUGUGGUGUGUGACUGUAGUGAUACUGCUUUUUCUUCGUUAGUGAGUAUUGUCAGUGUAGUUAGUAUAGUUAGCAUUGUUGGUUAGUUGUGUUAACGUAGCAUAGUUAGUACUGUUUGUUAGUUUUGUUACCAUGCUGUAGUUAGUACUGUUUGUUAGUUUUGUUACCUUACUAUAGUUAAUAUUGUUCGUUAGUAGCUUUAGCGUAGCGUAGUUUAUAUUCUUUUUAUUAGGAUAGUAUACUUACUGUUGUUCUUUUGAUGUGUUAGUACAAUUAGUCUUGUUAGCCCAUUUAGCAUUAUUUAUUAAUAUCGUUGGUGUAGUUCUUAUAGUGUAGUUAGUACUGUUAGUACCCUUAGCCUAGUUAGUGUGGUUCAGAGUGUUCAUUACUUAAUAAGCACAGUUAGUAUAGUCUUAGCAUAGAGGGGACCAUGGCGCUGACCUUGGACUACAGUCUACCAGUGGAGGAGUUGGACAAUUAUGACUUCCUCGAGACAAUUGGCUAUGGCACGCAAGGCCACGUGAUGUUGGCCAUACACAUUCCCACUGGGACAAAGGUGGCCCUGAAAAUUAUGUCUAAGAGGGCUUACCCCACCCUGGACUGGCUCCACAUGGAGAUCAAUGCGAUGAGGGCCCUCGAUCACCCCAAUGUCCUCAAGCUUCUCAAUGUCAUCGAGAGUGAAGAUACUGUGUGGUUGGUGACAGAGUACGCCAGUAGUGGGGACCUUUUGCAAUACAUAAGGAGUCACCAGCGCCUGAGCGAGGAGGAGGCCCGUCCCAUAUUCUGCCAGCUGCUGAACGCGGUGCAGUACUGCCACGAGAACCACAUCGUCCACCGCGACCUAAAGCCCGACAACAUUCUACUGGACGAGCACAUGAACGUUAAACUAGCUGACUUCGGCCUCGCAGGGACUUUCAGUGAGGAGAAUUACCUGCACAGAUUCUGUGGAACUCCCACAUUUAGUGCCCCAGAAAUAUUCCUGCACAAGGAAUAUGUGGGACCCGAGGUGGACGUCUGGAGUCUGGGUGCUGUCCUCUACCAUAUGAUAGCCGGGCGUCCGCCAUUUGUUGGUGGCAACUUGAAGCAACUGAGAAUGAACAUCACCCAGGGAAGAUAUGAAACACCUGCAUUCUUUUCUCGAAAACUAAGAGCACUUUUGAAGAAGUUCUUUACCCUAGAUGCCAAGUUGAGGCCCACCCUCCCUGAACUUAUAACCGAUGUUUGGAUCCAGGGUAAGCAGGCAGAGGACACGAGCAGGAAAGACACACUGUCUGUGAGUCUGGAGGGGACCAGUAAUGGCACAGGGCUUUUGACUCCAGAGAGGAGCAGGAAAAGCACAGUGCCUUCGAGUCUGGAGGUGACCAAGAAAGGCACAGGGCUUUUGACUUCAGAGUUGAGCAAGCAAAGCAGAGUGCCUUGGAGUCUGGAGGUGAGCAGGAACUACACAGGGUUUUUGUCUCAGGAGACGAGCAGGAAAAGCACAGGGCCUGCCACUCCUCUAGUCAGUGGGCAGUUGAGUCCCAGUAUGAGAGCCCCCCAGCAUGGCCUCAUGGGCUCCAUGUUCACCCAGAGCGGCAGCAGCAAUAGGGAAAAGCAAGGAGGAGGCAGCUCUGUGCAGGCUGGGCAGCCGUAUGGGAAGACCUCCCACUCACCCUGGGAAGAGGGCCGGGGCCAGAAGGGGCUCGCUAGGAGACUUGGCAACUUACUCCUAAGAAUCUGCUGUGUCCUGCCGGCCGGAAAGAUCUGCGGCAGGCGAAGACGGCUGAACAAGGUGGUGCCAGUGACUCAGGACAGCUGAAGCGGCAAGGCCAAAAUGGAGAGCAAGAAGACCCUGAGCUGCCGGGAUCCUGACAGCGUGGAGUGGGAGGUCGGCCAGGCGGGGACACACAGCUCCAGGUGGGAGCCGGCCAGAAGCAGGGAGCCAGCCAGAAGCAGCCCGCGGCCUUCAGAGGCAUCUGAGCACAGCAUUGUGAGCUGCAAUGCCGCCUGGAGCCCUGGAGACAAGAGGGCCCUCCGCCCCACCCGGUCCCUUGGUUCCCCAUUUUCUUUAUGCUUAACAGCCCAGUGAGCAGUCACCCAGGGCUGCUGUCCCUAAAACCCAUCCCUGGCUCUCACCCCUUCAGCAAUGCCUGUCUUUCUUUUGUUUGUUCGUUUUGUUUUUUUUAU